Lycium barbarum (goji berry) is the source of this 1305-nucleotide messenger RNA. RefSeq lists its product as uncharacterized. Lineage: Eukaryota; Viridiplantae; Streptophyta; Magnoliopsida; Solanales; Solanaceae. The record is from RefSeq and is a predicted model, not a curated record. The transcript has 4 exons. The coding region runs from base 250 to 1002 and encodes 250 amino acids.
CUCAUAAGGCCGUAGGGGGGUAGUUGAUGUAGGGUGCGUGGGUGGGGGUAUAAAAUUAGCAUAAUCCCAAUCUCCAUCGGCUUCGCUCACCUGUUCGAACCUCCUCUUUGGAAUAAAGGCAUAAUUCUCUAGAAUCUCUCUCUCUUUGUUUUCUUGUAAAUUUCUUUAUCCUCACAGCCCGUGUACAUAAAUAUAUAUAUAUAUAUAUAUCUUUUUCUUUUUUCCCUUUUCAAAUCCCAUCUUUAGGCCAUGUCUACAGUUGUGGAGCUUGAGGUUGAGGGUCAACAACUCGUGAUGAAUAACAUUCAGGAUCUAUCCAUUCAAGACCAGAAAAUGAAGGGCAUCUCUGAGGAAAGCCACCAAGUUGGCUGCGAGAACAAUCAUCAUGGUGUGUGUGCCAUAUGUUUGAAUAAGAUAGUGCUUCAAGAAACUGCUCUUGUAAAAGGUUGCGAGCACGCCUACUGUGUGACUUGCAUCCUUCGGUGGGCAACCUACAAAGAGAAACCAACAUGCCCUCAGUGUAAACAUCCAUUUGAGUUUCUCUACAUCCAUCGCUCACUUGAUGGAAGUAUUCAGGACUACAUGUUCGGGGAGAGCGUCUGCCUUCUCCUGAGAGCAACAUGGUUCAAACCCUUGAUCGUGGAGGAGAAAUUAGAAGUCAAUGAUGAAAUGGAUCACCUCUAUGCAUAUGCAUAUGAGGAUGACGAAGAGCUAGAAGACUUUUAUUAUACUAGCUCACCAAGUCUCCGCAUAGGCAACAGGAGAUGGGGCGAUAAUGGUUAUGUCAGGGCAGGAAGGCAAGAAGCUAGGCCAGCUCAUCGUCCAAACUCCCAGGAUUUAGGUGCUGGCUCUUCAUCACGCCAGGCUAAGAAGAAAGACGCUGCUGCUGGUCCUAAAGAAACUGUUGGCCGGCGUGCAAAGAGAGCACUCAAACGUGAAGCUGCUGAUAAGGCGGCUGCUGAAAAGCACCAACAGCAUUUGGUGAGGCUUGGUCGGAUAUGAGUUUGCUCCAUCUCUAACUUAAAGAUAAUGACAUAAUGAAUCACCACUGUACAGUAUCUAGUUUCUUUCGUUUGUAGAAUAAUGCCCGCAGUUUAGAUGCUGCAUUUACUAAUUGCGAUGAACCAUUUCAUGCCUGUUAUAUCUUUCGGAGAUAAAUUUAUGACAAUGGGGAAGCAAGAGACUUAUUUUCACCAUUAGAUGUACAUUGUUAGGUAAAACUUCAACUCCUUUAUAAAAGGUGAUUGUUUUUAUUUAAUUCUUCCAUGGUUCGAAUGAGGUAAUAUAAUUGGAGGAUUAGCAUAA